UAGUGUGCAGAACUCCGCGAAAAACUUUUCCAAUAAAAGUACCGCCGUUUAUAUAUUCUUGCGGUAGUUUUAUGGCACCACUCCACCAGUUACCUUUAAUUAAAAGAAAAUUUGAAAAUUAUCUGUGUCGGUAGAUUAUCUAGAUUGACUUCAAAUUCACUGUCACAGACACAGACACAUACACAGACAGACAGACAGACAGACAGACAGACAGACAGACAGACAGAUCCCGGAUGUUACGUGGCAGCGGCAGUUGUUUUGUUUCUCGCUAGUUUGAGUGUACCUACAAGCUAUUUGCCAUUACAAUAUGGCUGAUGACAAAGAAAACUGUCCGUUUCCGUCGUGUCAUGUGUCUGGAAAACCUCAGCGUCUUCUCUGUCAUGUUCGUCAAACUCAUGACUCAGAUGACGUCCCCGCAGAGUUUGUCUCUCGUCUGAACCUACAUCGCUGUCAAGACUGUCGGCAGUGGUUUCUAAAGCUGAAUCAACAUUCUAACCAGUGUAGGAAAUCAGCAAGGUCUUCUCUAACCUCAAAGUCUUCACAACGGCCGUCGGGAGAUUCGAAUCCCCACCCCCGCCCCCCAGGUGCGGAAGCCUCCGAAGGUGCCGAAAGCAAUUCGGUUGUGGCGCCCGCUGUCGUGAAUGCAAGAAGUCACUGUCCCAUCGUCUCAUCUCAGGUUCCUCCAAGUGUACACGUACCAUGCACUGUGCCUUCACAGGCGUGGCAGUUUAUACGGGACCUUUCCGUGGAAACAAUUCUUCGGGCAUCGCCGCCACGAACAAUCAAUACUAUCAAAUCAGGUUCAAAAGCCUUGUUUCAGGAAUGCUGCCUAUAUGUUAUGCGCCAAAUAAGAGACAAUCCUUUGGAUGAGUCACCUUGGAAACUGUUCUUUUUGCUUCCAAGAAUGCUGCUGUCUCCCCUCUCUAGAGGUGGAAGAGCUAGUUCGAAACAAGUGAAGUCUCUUUACCAUCAGUUCCUAAAUUUUGAAUGGGGCAGUUUGGCUAAGUUUAAUGAGUCUCAGCCAUCUAAGACAACCGUAGACAAUCGAUUAGAGACACGAAAAGCAGCUUUGAGGCUAAUAAGGUGUGGAGAGCUUUCUCGAGCAUCUAGAGUUCUCAUGAGCUCAGGCCUGGCUCCUCCAACAUCUCAAACAGUCAAGAAGCUUUCUGAUAAACACCCUAAGAGCAAGAAAGAGAUUUCUCAGAGAAAAUGUACCAGUGACCAGAUAUCUUUGAGUAGGAGUCAACUCUUCAAAGCAAUUCAAAGUUCUCCAAACGGAUCAGGUACAGGGCCGUCAGGUUGGCGGUACGAACAUUUCCGUGUCCUACUUGAGAAUGAAGAGCUAGCUGAUUGCCUUUAUUUUGCUUGCUCUUGUAUCGCUCAGGGAAACUUACCUGAUCCAGUGACAUCUCUUUUGUCAUCAUCACGUCUCAUCGCUUUACCAAAACCUAAUGGGGAUGUAAGGCCAAUUGCAAUAGGCGAAACCCUGCGGCGUCUCACUGCCAAAGCAAUGUGCAUGCAGAAAAGAAGUGAUUUUGCCAACUUUUUCCAUCCCCUACAGCAUGGUGUGGCUACUGACGGGGGUUUAGAGAUGCUUGUGCACCAUGUACAACUGCUUUUGGAGGAAGACUGUGAUAGGAUCUUUGUGAAGACAGAUGUCAAGAAUGCCUUCAACUCUGUACACAGACGGCAUCUGCUAGAGCAAGUGUCCUCAAGACACCCUGACAUUUUACAUCAUGUCUCUCAAAUGUAUUCUAAACCUAGUUCUCUACUUUUUCAGCAAGGGGGUUCUCCAGUCAUCAUCCAGUCCGAGGAAGGGAUUCAUCAGGGUGAUCCCCUGGGCCCCGCACUUUUCUCGACAGCAAUACAUCCAAUCUUGAGUGAUCUGCAGAAUUCAAACACCUCUAUCAGAGUUUUGGCUUACCUUGAUGAUGUCUUCAUGGUUGGUUUGCCCCAAGAUGUCCUAUCUGCUUUAGAUGAUCUACGACCUGCAUUUGAAGCCAUUGGCCUUUCAAUUGCCAAUCAUAAAUGCAAGAUCUAUUCUGGUUUAGACUCACCAUGCCUGUCAAGUAACACAGCCUCGUCUAUCCCAGUCACAUCUGAUGGCACAGUGAUUCUUGGGACCCCAAUAGGCAGGGAUGAUUUCAUUUUUGCUUCUUGUGAUGACACUGCUAAAUCAGGCAGCCAGCUAUGUGAUAAGCUAGUAGAUCUAGGGGAUGUUCAGAGUGCGAUGUUGUUGCUGCGAUAUUGCCAUGUACCUCGACUCAACCAUCUUGCUCGAACAGUGUCGCCUGCAUUAUUACUUCCAGCGGCCAGAAUCCACGACUCACUAACCAGGAAGACAUUCACUCUUUUGAUGGGCUACGAAAAUAUUGGAGAUAAACCUUGGGCUCAGGCUUCCCUGCCAAUCAGAGUAGGUGGAUUUGGCAUGACACCACUAGUAUCGCUCUCUCAAUGUGCGUUUGUCUCAUCGUGGGCCCACAGCAUCAAAGAGUUGCCAAACUAUUUUUCAAGUCUGAAUCAAAUUCUUGAUAAUGUGGUCCACGGUGACCACGGUGAUCCCCAGAGAGGUUCUAUAGCUCAAGCUCUUCGUGAGGCAGUGCCUUCUGACAAACAACUGGAAGAUAUGCUACGGAAUAAAAGUAAACUACAAAGAAAACUGACACAGGAUUUAGCCAGCACUGCCAUCACUGACAUGAUUAUGAUAAGCUCAUGCGAUAGAGAGGCAGCAAGACUUCGGUCUUUGCAAGGCAAAGGGGCAGGGGCAUGGAUAAAUACGAUACCAACUUCGCAGAAGCUCGCACUAGAAUCCCGCGAUUUUCGCUUGGCGGCCUGCAUGAGGUUGGGAUUGUCUAUGCCCUUCAAAGGAUAUAUCCAAAGAUGUGAUUGCGGUGUCUCCCUUGAUGGAUCUGGCUAUCAUUUCUUGACAUGUAAAUGGGGUGGUGGGCCUGUCUGGUCCCACGAGUCCAUAGCUGCAGUGUGGGCAGAUUGUUUGAGAGAUCUCCAUAUACACCACCGACGGGAACCUAGAAACAGGUACUCAAACUCAAAUGACCGCCCGGAUAUCUCUGUUUUUGACUGUGGCUCUGGGUCUAAUGUGGACCUGGACAUCUCACUGGCGCACCCAUGGAGCUCUGAAAUCGUCAGCAGUGCAGCACACACAGAUGGAGCUGCAGCACUAAAGAGAGAAGAGAAGAAGCUGACCAAAUAUUACAAACAACUCCUUCCUGGGGGAGAAUCGUUCACCAUUGUCCCUUUAGUCCUGGAGCAUUUUGGAAGAUGGGGCAAGGAAUCAGAAUGUUAUCUACAACAAUUGUCCCUCAGAUCUACAGACGACUUGGGAAGACUGAACAGGGCGGAGUUUUUGCUGCAGUGGAGACAACGCAUUUCAGUUCAGUUGCAAAAAUGCAAUGCGAAAGUUAUCUACCGCAAGGUAGAGGGGGUGCUGAGAAGUGGCAAAUAAGAAGUGUUAUCUGUGAUAAUAGAGAAGAAACGUGGACCAAUACGGUCCAUAUAUCAUAUAUGUUUUUUCAAGUGUAGUUUAUGCAGAGAACAAAACUUUCAAAUAUUUUACUUUAGACGUGGCUGUACUAGCUCCUCUAGCCUGUAAUAGUUUCGAUGUUUGAAAUUAUACUACCAUUGACAGACAGACAGA
Corticium candelabrum is the source of this 3655-nucleotide messenger RNA. RefSeq lists its product as uncharacterized. The transcript has a single exon. Lineage: Eukaryota; Metazoa; Porifera; Homoscleromorpha; Homosclerophorida; Plakinidae. The coding region runs from base 308 to 3463 and encodes 1051 amino acids. The record is from RefSeq and is a predicted model, not a curated record.